AUGCGUCGUUCACAUCAUACACUCGGGAUCGACCAAUAUCGCACACCGCCCCCCGUCAUUCGCUCCCCCGCCAGCGCGUCCACGUGGAAAUCGUCGCCGCCCCUCCCUCGACCUCGACGACACGGCGCUCUGAGCCCGGAAGGGACGGCUGGACGCGGAUGCGGGCGCGUCGGCGUGCACGGUCUCCCCUUGUUCGUGGCACGCCCCAAGACGAAGAGCGCGGCGGAACCCUGGGAGUUCACGACGAACCUGUGUGAGAGAGAGAGUGAGUGA
This is a messenger RNA of Sparassis crispa, 273 nucleotides long. RefSeq lists its product as hypothetical. Bases 1 to 273 code for a protein of 90 amino acids. The record is from RefSeq and is a predicted model, not a curated record. Lineage: Eukaryota; Fungi; Basidiomycota; Agaricomycetes; Polyporales; Sparassidaceae. The transcript has a single exon.